Closterium sp. Naga37s-1 is the source of this 2385-nucleotide messenger RNA. The record is from the annotation of a GenBank genome assembly. Lineage: Eukaryota; Viridiplantae; Streptophyta; Zygnematophyceae; Desmidiales; Closteriaceae.
AUGCCACAGCAUCAGAUGCCACAGCAGUUUCCAUCCCCACAGCCCAACACAACACUCCAAGCUCCAGAGCUAGUAGUACAGCCAUUGGCACAUGAUCAUUAUGAUAUUCCACCAGCACUACUAGGACAAGGGGAGGCUGCUGUUGGUGUAAGGCCAUCAUUGGCCUCUGGAGCCAAGCGCACGACACUGACGCGCAACCGAAACUACAACCAGCAAGGGAAGUAUCGGGGAGUGAGGAAGCGAGGGGCGUCCAGCUACAUCGCAGAGAUUAAAGACACCACUCAUGGGGUCCGCAGGUGGCUGGGCACGUUCAACACUGCAGAGGAGGCGGCUCGGGCGUUUGAUGAAGCUGCUUUCAACAUCCGAGGAUCAACGGCGAAGCUUAACUUUCCGGAAGAUUAUGUCGACGUCGUCGAAAAGAGAGAAAUUCUGGAUUGCAAUCCUGCAGAGCUCGAAGCGGCGGCGGCUAAGACGAUGGAGAUGGUGGGGAGGGAGGCUGGUGGUGAGAGUAGAAACCCGGGGAUGCUGAAGGAUGGGACAUCCCUAAUAGGACCGGCUGGAGAGGGCGGUCCUGCAUCUACAAAAUUGCGUACCAGUGGUAGCGCUGUAGGGAAAGGGAAAGCAGCCGCACGUGAUGAAGAUGCUGGAAAAAGGAGAUGGGUGGCAGUGGAUUUGUCUGAGGGAACAAGUCGGUCAGUGUCAGUUGCUGCUACAGAAACAGGUGCGGACUUAGGGAAAGGGGGGGGAGGAGGAGGGGGGGGAGGAGGAGGAGGAGGAGGAGGAGGAGGAGGAGGAGGAGGAGGAGGAGGAGACGGAGGAGCGGCAGCAGCAGCAGCAGCAGCAGAAGCAAGAGCAGGAGGGCCCACCCUUCCUGUCAACUCAGCCCGUUUCAAGUCUGCCUCUUUCUUACACUCCACCCCUCGUACUAUAUAUGCCGCUGAGAAUGCACUCAACAACCUUCCGCUCCAGGUCACGUGUCCAGCUUAUACUGGUGUAAUGCAUGCCUCUGCUGUCACACCAACCCUUGGUGGUGAUACCAUGGGAUGUUGUUCCUGCCAGCAGGAGGAUUCCUCAUGUGCUGGAGUAGACGGGAGUGGGUUUAUGGGACUUUACUACCGGCCGGGAGAAAAUUCAGGUAGGGGUGAAGGGUUGGGAUUCGGCGGUGUGACAGAAGGUGAAGGGGGCCAGUCCUAUGUGUUUGCGGAGAGGUUCCCUAGGUUCGCUCACCAGAUAGUGGGGGUUGAAGAAGGCAAUGCAAUUGGAGGGAGUGGGUUCGGUGCAGUGAAAGGCAAGGAGGGAGCGGAAGAAUGGGAGAUAUCUGCAGAGGAAAACAUCGGCGGAAGCAGAGAGAUUACCGGCAAGAAAGGGAUGAUGGAGGAGGAGGGUGUAAUGCGUAUGGGAAAUCGAGCCGGUAUACGGGGCCCUCCAGGAAUGGAUGAGCGUUUUGCUGGCCUUGUUGCUCAUGAUGAUAGGGUGGCAAGUGAACGCUAUUACCAGCUGCCUCACAUCCACCACUCUCAGCAGCAGCAGCUGCAGGAGCAGCAGCAGCAGCAGCAGCAGCAGCAGCAGCAGUACCAAACGACAGAACGCUUGUUGCCUCGAUCCACUCACUCAGAGCAAGGCGAUUCUAAAGCCUCGGAUGAUGACUCCUCUGAGAGAGCAACGAUUCACAGCACUGAGAAUGGUGGUGCUGGCAGCAGCAAGGGAGAUGUCUUGAUGCAGGAAGUCACAGCAGCAGGCUCUGGGGCUGUAUACAGUAGCGGUGGAGCAGGUCAUUCUAUAGCGGAGCACUCUAAUGUGGAACUGCCUAGUGAGGAGGAGCAGCCUAGUUCGGACCAGCCUAGUCUGGACAAGUCUAGUGCAGAACAGCCUAGUUCGUCGGACCGGCCAAGUUCUGACCAGCCAAGUUCUGACCAGCCGAUUCUGGAAAGUCUCUGUGUUGACGAGCUGUGUGCUCUCCAGCAUUACACCACAGCAGGUUUCGACCUUCCUCUGCCUGACCGCGCAGCGGUUCGGUUGUUUCUAGAGGCUCAAGACACACACCCCACUGCAGGUGCUGCGGGGAACCUCGUCACCCCGUUCUCCUGCCUCCCUCAGCGCACAGCAGCACCUGCUGCUGGUGGGGACCUCGCCACCACCCCAUUCUCUCGCAUCGACAGGACAGCAUGCUUCAGUUUCGAGAAUUAUGGCUGUUCCGUCCCCUUUAUGGAGCUUUUGAGAGGGGCAGGAGAGGGAUUGGAGGCUGGGAGAGAGGCUGUGGAUGCGGCAGGGUCGGCAUAUGCAGCAGAUGAGCAGCAUUUGGGGGACACUGCGGCUGGAGGUGGAAUCUACACCGUGGAUCCGCUGGAGAUGUUCUUCCUGAAUGAUGGGGAGCCUAGGGACUAA